AUGUGGCUCCUGGACCCGUCCCGGAAAGAGGUACUGAGGUUUGCAGUCAGCUGCCGGGUCCUGACUCUAGUGCUGCAGGCCCUGUUCAAUGCCAUCAUCCCAGAUCACCAUGCAGAAGCCUUCUCACCUCCUCGUCUGGCUCCAUCCAGCUCUGUGGACCAGCUUGUGGAAGUUCUUCUGGGUGGCCUGUCUCACUGGGAUGCUGAGCACUUCCUGUUCAUCGCUGAGCAUGGCUAUCUGUAUGAACACAACUUUGCCUUCUUCCCUGGUUUUCCCCUGUCCCUGCUGGUGGGGACUGAACUACUACUAAGACCCCUGCGGGGGUUACUGAGCCUGCGGAGUUGCUUGCUAAUUUCAGUAGCAUUGCUCAACUCCUUGUUCUCCGUGCUGGCAGCAGUGGCACUUCACGACCUGAGCUGUCUGGUUCUGCAUAGUCCCCGCCAGGCCUUCUACACAGCACUACUCUUCUGCCUUAGCCCUGCCAAUGUGUUCCUCGCAGCUGGUUACUCAGAAGCUCUGUUUGCCCUCCUGACAUUCACCGCAAUGGGGCAGUUGGAGAAGGGCCGAGGUUGGACUAGUGGACUCCUCUUUGCCUUUGCCACUGGUGUACGAUCCAAUGGGCUGGUCAAUGUUGGGUUCCUUGUGUAUGCCCAGUGCAGAAGCUUUUUUUCUUCUCUCAAGAUGGAGAAUCCCUUGAAGCAGCUCAUUAAGCUGAUAGCCUCUGUGUUCCUGUCAGUGCUCACACUUGGCCUUCCCUUUGUCCUCUUUCAGUAUUAUGCCUAUACCCAGUUUUGUCUACCAGACUCCUCAUCCCAGCCCAUACCUAAACCCUUGCUCCAGUUAGCUGUGGAUAAGGGCUACCGUAUUGCAGAUGGAAAUAAGCCACCUUGGUGCUCCUGGAACCGUCCCCUAAUAUACAGCUAUAUCCAGGAUGUCUACUGGAAUGUUGGCUUUUUGAGAUACUAUGAACUCAAGCAGGUGCCAAAUUUUCUACUGGCUGCACCAGUAGCUAUACUGGUUACCUGGGCAACUUGGACAUAUGUGACCACCCACCCUUGGUUCUGUCUUACACUUGGGCUACAAAGAAACAAGAGCAAUCAGACCCUAGAGAAACCUGAUCCUGGGUUCCUCAGUCCUCAGGUGUUUGUAUACCUGGUCCAUGCUUCAGUGCUGCUGCUGUUUGGAGUUCUGUGCAUGCAUGUUCAGGUUCUCACCAGGUUUUUGGGAUCCUCCACUCCUAUUGUAUACUGGUUUCCAGCUCACCUGCUUCAGAAUCAAGAGCCAUUGCUGAGGUCCCUAGAGACUGUACCUUGGAAGCCUCUUGCAGGGAACUCUCCACCAGGACAAAAGGUCCCCAGAAAUCCUAUCAAGGGACUUUUGUACAACUGGAAAACCUGUUCUCCAGUCACACGAUACAUCUUAGGCUACUUCCUGAUUUACUGGCUCAUGGGACUACUCCUGCAUUGCAACUUCCUGCCUUGGACAUGA
Molecule: messenger RNA, 1488 nt
Organism: Chrysochloris asiatica (Cape golden mole)
Lineage: Eukaryota; Metazoa; Chordata; Mammalia; Afrosoricida; Chrysochloridae
Gene: PIGV
Product: phosphatidylinositol glycan anchor biosynthesis, class V
Exons: 3
Coding region: 1-1488 (495 amino acids)
Biological process (GO): GPI anchor biosynthetic process
Cellular component (GO): mannosyltransferase complex; endoplasmic reticulum membrane
Molecular function (GO): GPI mannosyltransferase activity; alpha-1,6-mannosyltransferase activity
Source: RefSeq, a predicted model, not a curated record